AUGGAGUUGGGCUGCAGAGCCUUCGUCCUCCUCCUCCUCCUCCUCCUCUUCACCCCCUCGGAGGCUCUGGCAGCCCCCUGCGCCAGCGGUGGCACCGCGGUGGCCGACGGCUGCGUUUGUCCCCCCGGCCUCUCCGGCCGGCGCUGCGAGACCCCCGACCCCGCCGGCGCGUGCCGGAACGGUGGCACCGCCGUGGGCACCGCCUGCUUCUGUCCCCCGGGAUUUGGGGGACCCCUGUGCCAGCACCCCGACCCCGCCGGCGCCUGCCGCAACGGUGGCACCGCCUUUGGGACACGCUGCGUGUGCCCGGCCGGCUUCCGCGGGGACACCUGCCAGCACCCCGAGGAGGUGGCGUGGUGCCUCAACGGUGGCACUUUGGAGAAGGGGACGUGCCGGUGUCCCCCCGCGGCUUGGGGACCUCGGUGCGAGUGCGGUGGCACGGGCCCGAGCACGGCGGUGGGGAAGGUGUUGUACGUCGGUGACACCGCGGGGACGAACGACACGGUGACGGUGACGGCGGCGGGGGGUGGCACCGAGGAGAGCGCCACGGACGCGCCACCGGCGAGGCGGGAGAGGAAUGUCACGGGCAGAACUGAGGAGGGCAAUGCCACCACCGUGGGAAGUGUCACCACCGUCACCAGAGUGGGAAAUGUCACCAGGGCCACCACCAGUGGCAGCGUCAUGGGAAGGAACGGCACGGUCACCGCGGUGGUCAGCGCCAGCACGGACCAUGAUGUGGUCACCAGCUUGGACCAUGAUGUGGUCACCACCAUGGACCAUGAUGUGGUCAUCAGCUUGGACCAUGAUGUGGUCACCACCACGGAGAGGGGCAUGGUGGUCAGUGCCAACACAGACCAUGACGUGGUCACCAGCUCGGACCAUGACAUGGUCACCAGCUCGGACCAUGAUGUGGUCACCACCACAGAGAGGGACAUGAUGGUCAGUGCCAACACAGACCAUGACGUGGUCACCAGCUCGGACCAUGAUGUGGCCACCAGCACAGAGACGGCCACCAGGGUCAGGGGCAGCGUCCCCAUGGCCACCACCACUGGGGGCAACACCACGACGGUGCCACCAGAGCGGCGGGUGAGAAACGUCACGGGCUGGUCCGUGAGGAGCCACACGGGGGCCACCACCCUGGAGGGUGAGACCGCAGCCGUGGACGGUGACACCGCGGUCACUCCGUCAAACCUCGCGGAGGGAGAGACCACGGCCAUGGAGGGUGAGAACGAGGUCACCGAGGGUGAGAACGAGGCCACCGAGGGUGACACCGAGGCCACCCCCAUAGAAGGUGACACUGAGGCCACCCCCAUGGAAGGUGACACUGAGGCCACACCGGUGGCCACCACGGUGAGGAACACCAGGGCCACCACCGUGGAAAGUGACACCACGACGAUGCUGCCAGAGCUCCUGGGAGGCCUCAGCAGGGCCACCACCAGGGCAAGGAACAGCAGGGCCAUGGGGAAUGCCACCAGGGCCACCACCAUGGAAAGUGGCACCAGGGCCACCACCCUGGAAAGUGGCACCAGGGCCAUGCCAGUGACCACCGUGGGAGGCCACACCAAGGCCAUGGAGAACAACACCAGGGCCACCACCAUGGAAAGUGACACCACGGCCACCACCCUGGAGAGCCACACCCUGUCCACCCUCCCCAUCGUCCCUGCUGAUGUCACCUCAACGCCAGCCACGCCCAAUGCCACCAACACCGCCCUGGAUGUCACCGAGACCACGGCGGUGACGCCCCAGGCCCCGCCCAACGCCACCGAAGCCACCGGGGCGCUGGGCCGCGGCUCUGCCGGGACCACCGGGGACGUUUUGAGCAGCACGGCCACCUUCACUGUCACCACCGUGGCCACCAUCUGCCUCUACCUCCCACACGGCUCCAGCCCCCCGGCCAUCGUGUGCCGCAACGGUGGCGUGGCCAACCGGACCCGCUGCCUGUGCCCCCCCGGCUACACCGGCCCCACCUGCGAGACCCCCGACCCCUCUGACCGCUGCGCCGGGGGCAGCACCGCGGUGGGCGAGCGCUGCGUCUGCCCCCCGGGCCGGGCGGGACCGCGCUGUGCCACCCCCGAGCCGGCCACCGCCUGUCGCCACGGUGGCACCGCCGUGGGCACCCAGUGCUACUGCCCCCCCGGCUUCUCCGGCCCCCGCUGUGAAGACCCCAGACCCACCAGUGCCCCCCCGGCCAGGACCCCAGCCCGGAGCAGAGCGACGCCCAGGAGCACCAGGAGAACCACGACCACCGCCGUCCCCACCACCAGAGACCCCUGCCUGAACGGGGGGCGCUGGCUGGGCACGGCGUGUCUGUGCCCCCCCAACGUGGACGGCGCCCGCUGCGAGUUCGGUGCCACCACCAUCAACCUGACGGCAGAGCUGGGUCCCUCCGUGACCAUGGUGGCGCGCGUCACCAACCGGGACUUCUCGGAGGACUUGGGGGACACCUCGUCCCCCGGCCACCGGCGCUUCGCCGAGGAGUUCAGCCGGACGAUGGACGGGAUCUACCGGAACGUCUCUGGCUACCGCGGGAUCAGCGUCCUGAGCCUCAGUGACCACCCCGUGCUCUCCCCUCUCCCAGACGGGCUCUGCUUCACCGCCACCUCCGCCAGAGCCACCGGAGCCGCCGCGCUGGCUCUCAACGACACCGAGCUUUGCCGGAAGCACGCGCCGGCCAACUUCAGCCGGUUCUACUUCCCGUACCGCACGGCCGACGGGCUCCUCUGCGUCACCAACUGCACCCUCAACGUCCCCGGCUCCUUCGACUGCCACCGCGGGCUCUGCCGGCUCACCCUGGAGGGACCCCAGUGCUUCUGCCCGGACCUGCCCUGGUUCCUCUCGGCCGGUGACCGCUGCCAGACCCACAUCAGCAAACUGGGGCUGGGCCUGGGCGUGGGGCUGGGACCCCUGAAACUUGCCCGGCUCCACAGCGAGGCCGCCGAGGACGCGUGGCCGGACGGGGCCCGCGGCAGCCGCGUCACCGGGAUCUACCACGUCAACGGCGGAGGCGGCGGUGCCGGGAAAGGUCCCCACAACACCUACAAGCCCAGCUCGGAGGUGGCGGAACCGCCGGCAUCGGUGGGUGACGUCGUUUGGGGGUGCUGGCAGAAGGUGCAGCAGCCCUGUGACCCCCCCCACGGCUGGGAGGGGGUGACCAAGGUGCCCCCCCGGACCCCCGGCACCAUCGGGCAGCGACCGAAGCCCUCGGAACCCUCAUUUUUUGGGGGGAAAAAAGGCGGGAUCGGGAUCCUCUGUAUCGAGGGGGCUCCGAAAGAACAGGCGGACAACGGGAGCAGCGAGUUCGGGACACCCCGAGCCCACCCUGGACCGGGACCUCCCACUGUCUCUGCAGCAGCCGGGGACCCCCAGGGACCCCCAGGCGCGGAGACCUCGGAGCUCCACGUGGAGAACGGGGGUGGGACGGAAGCCGAGAGCCACGUCCCCACCAGUGUGGAGAACGUGACAAGCUUAACAACAGGUGCAGGAGUGGGGACAACACCUGGACACAGAACCACACCUGGGACACCCAAACAACAAGCGGUACCAGCAGGAGCACCAACAACACCCUCCGCGGGACCCCCAAUGACCACGGAGGUGGUGCCACCUCCAUAUUUGGGGUGGACACUGUCACAGUGGCUGGGACCACCAAAUACAGCAUCUGGGGACACCACGAGCGUUCCUGGGACCACCACCAGUGAUGGGACCACCCUGACCUCACCUCGGACCACCACAACCCCUGAGACCACCACCAGUGAUGGGACCACCCCCACCCCACCUCGGACCACCACAACCCCUGAGAUGACCCCAUCACCUGGAACAACCAUGACACUUGGGACCACCACUGUCCCUGUGGCCACCACUGACCUUGAAACCACCACAAUCUCUGGGACAAUCGCAACACCUGAAGCCACCACAAGCCCAGGGACCACCCACACCAGCCCUGGGACCACCUCCAUGAACCCUGUCACCACCAUGAUCAUCCCUGCCACCACCCGUCCAGAGACCACCACCACCCCCAGCCCUGGAAGGAGAAUCCGACCUGAGAACACCAUCGUCCCUGAGGCCGAAGGUGACCUUGGAAGCAGCGGUGACCCUGGGACAGACACGGCUGAUCCUGGCACAACCGGCAGUGCUUUGGCCACCACAACCCCUGGGGCCACAACAACAUCUGGGGCCACCAGCACAUCCCAUGAGGCAACCACAAGAUCUAACACCAGCAUGAGCAUCUCUGAGACCGCCCAUCUUCAGUCCACCAAGAACCCUGAGACCAUCACAACCUCAGGGACACCUGGAAACACCUCCAUCGUGGAGACCACCCCAAGUGAUGAGACAAACCCCACCAGUGCUGAGACAAAUUCCACCCGUCUGGAGACAAACCCCACCAGUCUUGGGACCACCUCUAUGAAACCUGUCACCACCAUGACCAUGCCUGACACCACCCAUCCUGAGACCACCACAACCCCUGAGACCACCACAGCCCUCAGGACCACCACAGCCCCUGAAACAGCCAUGACACCUGACUCCGUCCCCACCCCUGAGACCAUCAUCACCACCACUCCUGAGACCAUCAUCACCACCAGCUCUGAGACAACCACAAUCCCUGGGACCACCACAAUCAUUACUGGGACCACCACAGGUCCUGGGAUCACCCCAACCUCACCUUGGUCCACCACAACCCCCGAGAUCACCACAGCCCUCAGGACCACCCAAACCCCUGAAUCAACCAUAACACCUGACUCCAUCACCUCCCCUGAGACCAUCAUCACCACCACUCCUGAGACCAUCAUCACCACCACUCCUGAGACCAUCACCACCCCUCCUGAGACCCUCAUCACCACCACUCCUGAGACCAUCAUCACCACCACUCCUGAGACCAUCACCACCCCUCCUGAGACCCUCAUCACCACCACUCCUGAGACCAUCAUCACCACCACUCCUGAGACCAUCACCACCCCUCCUGAGACCCUCAUCACCACCACUCCUGAGACCAUCAUCACCACCACUCCUGAGACCAUCACCACCCCUCCUGAGACCCUCAUCACCACCACUCCUGAGACCAUCAUCACCACCACUCCUGAGACCAUCACCACCCCUCCUGAGACCCUCAUCACCACCACUCCUGAGACCAUCAUCACCACCACUCCUGAGACCAUCACCACCCCUCCUGAGACCCUCAUCACCACCACUCCUGAGACCAUCAUCACCACCACUCCUGAGACCAUCACCACCCCUCCUGAGACCCUCAUCACCACCACUCCUGAGACCAUCAUCACCACCACUCCUGAGACCAUCACCACCCCUCCUGAGACCCUCAUCACCACCACUCCUGAGACCAUCAUCACCACCACUCCUGAGACCAUCACCACCCCUCCUGAGACCCUCAUCACCACCACUCCUGAGACCAUCAUCACCACCACUCCUGAGACCAUCACCACCCCUCCUGAGACCCUCAUCACCACCACUCCUGAGACCAUCAUCACCACCACUCCUGAGACCAUCACCACCCCUCCUGAGACCCUCAUCACCACCACUCCUGAGACCAUCAUCACCACCACUCCUGAGACCAUCACCACCCCUCCUGAGACCCUCAUCACCACCACUCCUGAGACCAUCAUCACCACCACUCCUGAGACCAUCACCACCCCUCCUGAGACCCUCAUCACCACCACUCCUGAGACCAUCAUCACCACCACUCCUGAGACCAUCACCACCCCUCCUGAGACCCUCAUCACCACCACUCCUGAGACCAUCAUCACCACCACUCCUGAGACCAUCACCACCCCUCCUGAGACCCUCAUCACCACCACUCCUGAGACCAUCAUCACCACCGCCCUUGGGACAACAACAAUCCAUGGGACCACCACAAUCAUUACUGGGACCACCACAG
Molecule: messenger RNA, 5884 nt
Organism: Pseudopodoces humilis (Tibetan ground-tit)
Lineage: Eukaryota; Metazoa; Chordata; Aves; Passeriformes; Paridae
Source: RefSeq, a predicted model, not a curated record